This is a messenger RNA of Macaca mulatta (Rhesus monkey), 560 nucleotides long. RefSeq names its product hemoglobin subunit zeta. The record is from RefSeq and is a predicted model, not a curated record. Gene Ontology annotation, molecular function: oxygen binding; heme binding; haptoglobin binding. NCBI's taxonomy places the organism in Eukaryota, Metazoa, Chordata, Mammalia, Primates, Cercopithecidae. Gene Ontology annotation, cellular component: hemoglobin complex; blood microparticle; haptoglobin-hemoglobin complex. Gene Ontology annotation, biological process: oxygen transport; hydrogen peroxide catabolic process.
GGCCCAACUCCAGUGCAGCCUCCCACCCUGCCGCCAUGUCUCUGACCAAGACUGAGAGGACCCUCAUUGUGUCCAUGUGGGCCAAGAUCUCCACUCAGGCCGACACCAUCGGCACCGAGACUCUGGAGAGGCUCUUCCUCAGCUACCCGCAGACCAAGACCUACUUCCCGCACUUCGACCUGCACCCGGGGUCCGCGCAGCUGCACGCGCACGGCUCCAAGGUGGUGGCCGCCGUGGGCGACGCAGCGAAGAACAUCGACAACAUCGGCGCCGCCCUGUCCAAGCUGAGCGAGCUGCACGCCUACGUCCUGCGCGUGGACCCGGUCAACUUCAAGCUCCUGUCCCACUGCCUGCUGGUCACCCUGGCCGCGCGCUUCCCCGCCGACUUCACGGCCGAGGCCCACGCCGCCUGGGACAAGUUCCUAUCGGUCGUAUCCUCUGUCCUGACCGAGAAGUACCGCUGAGCGCCGCCUCCGGGAUCCCCAGGACAGGCUGCGGCCCCUCCCCUGCCCUUCACCCUCCCACAAUUCCUGCCCUGACUCCAAUAAAUGGAUGAGGAC